UACAAAGGCCCAUUCUAUUAAUAAACUUUGCCAAGUGUGUUAGUAGAACAAUGAAGAUAAAUCAACUUGUAACAAACAGCCUGUCACCUGCCACAAUCUUACAUGUUUCUUCUCUCACACCACAUUUAGAUUGGAUCCAUAUACUCCCUUGUACUUAUAUAAUCAUAGAUAACAUUUUCUAUUAAUUGUCUCGUUUAAUAAUAAAGUCUCUUGAGAAAAUGGUUAUAGUAGCCAACGAUUCAUUUCAGUCAAAAGACAUAUUGACCCAAAUUAAUGGAGGUUUUGUUACCAUAAUCUCAUUUUCAUUUCUAAUAAUGUAUUGGGAUGGAGUAAGAAAAGAGGGUAAAAACUAAAAAAGUUGAUUUGAUUCAAUUAAUCAAGGUGGCGGGAAAGUUAAGGAAAGAAGUCAACGAGGAAGGAAGUACUAAAACUAAAACCGGCCGAGAGCCAAUAAAAAUUAGGCAAGUGGGGGAAUAUGAAUUCACAGGUACCCGUAAGAAACAUAAUUAAAACUUGGAUUAAACCGAAAGGCAUGUGAUUUUCCUUUGUUGGUUAAUUAAAUCACGUAUAUCUAUUUUGCUCGUUGAAAUAGAGAUCGAGCAUGUGGAGGGAUUGCAUCGAACUCUGAAACCUGAGUGAAUCUUCUCUUCCCAUCAUCACAUGCUUACUUAUCUCUUCUGGUUAGCUCUCUGAGAUUCUAUCUUCCAGAUUGUUCUUUUUAUAUUUUACUUAAAGCUUCCAAAAUUAAUCCGGAUCUAUCCGAUUCAGGUUGUUCCAAAACCUCCUUAUUUUGACAUAUAUUUGUCAAUAUAUAUUGUUUAGGAUGCUUCUGUGAGCAAGAAAAAGCAUAGCAGAGAGAGAGAGAGAGCAUGGGGUGUGCUACAUCUACUAAUGCUGUUGUGGGAAGGAAGAACAAGAAGAGGAUCAUUCAAGAAUCUGUAGUUUUUGUUCUGCAGUUCCGUGUUCCUGUUCAGUCUGAUCUUCAGCGCCAACUCAAAGGCGUUGCUCCCAAGACAACCAUUGAUCGGUUGUCAUGUCUAAGGAAUCAGAUUGAGUUGGUAGCUGAGGACACAGGGGGUUCUGCCAUCUCUGAGUUGCGUACAGCUUUGGAGGAGUACUUGUGUCUUCUAACCGGUCUUAUCAAGAACAAGAAUGAUGGAACGGAGGGCUGCGUGGAGUUCAAAUGGAGGACCCUUGGAGAUGGUCCACGAGAAGAGAUAUGUUGCACAAACCUUUGGAUGGAGAUGUUGAUAGUGAUCCACAUGAUGGCUGCUUUGGCAUUGACUGAAGCUAACUCUCUCAUGAUUCCAAAGAAUUGCUAUGCUUCUGGUUCUGGCAAUGGCGUCCGUGUGGUCUCGACUGAUUGCAGGAGAGAUGCGGUUGACUUGCUGCUCAAGGCGUCAGGAUACUUGGAGUUCUGCGACCGAGAGAUUCUGACUCAACUUCCUCCUGAUAUAAAGAAUAAACUGCCAGAUGAUAUGCAGGAAAGUGUAUUACAAACUCUCUCUAUCCAAGCACUUGGCCAGGGAACUGAGAUUCAACUUGGAUUGGCAGUUGAUAGCCAGAAAGCAACAUUAUCUGUGAAGAGGAGAAUUGCAUGUGAGCAAGUCAUCUACUUCACUCAGGCAUAUCACUGCUUGUCUAGUUGUGAAGCAGUUAGCCAUGGAUGCGCCAAGAAGCUUCUCCGGUUUAUCUACUGGAAGUUUCUGGAAGCAAAGGCUGCAGCAUACUACUACCAUGGACUGGUAACAGACAAGGGAAGUGAGCCGGCUUGUCACGUGAGCGCGGUGUGUUGUUUCCUUGCAGCUGCAGAGAUCCUAGGAGAAAGCAAGAAGGCCUGUCUUAGCUUCUGCUUAGCUCCUCCUGUCACAAGGGCUCCUCCUAUGUGGGGUGUUAUGAAGCAUUUGAGCCAGAAGAUUCCAGAAGUUGCUUUUAGAAAGUCUCAGACGUAUGGAUACUUGCUUGAAGAAGAAGAGAAGGCAAUGCAGUGUUUGCCAGAGCUUCCAGACUUUCAGUUGUCAUUGAGACCAGACGAUUUUGAACUGCCUGAAAUGGAGGAUGUCUCUCCCGCAUGAAAUCAGACUCAUUUGCUUAGAGAACAUCUUGACUAGUACUCCUCUGAGAAUCAUGAUGAUAGUGACCUUGAUCGUUGAGCAAGAAGCAACUCUCUACACAUAUUCUUUGAGUAUUUUACCACUUAUAAUUGUAAUGUAAUAUUUUGUAUUCUUCUCAGACAAAAUCUGAUACUUCUACUUGAGUAUAGUGUGAGUGACUACUUAUUUUCUUUGAUAAGAAAUUUGGAAGGAAAAAGAAAUAAAAGAUGCUGAUAAAGAAGGCGUUUAGCUA
Molecule: messenger RNA, 2346 nt
Organism: Arabidopsis lyrata subsp. lyrata
Lineage: Eukaryota; Viridiplantae; Streptophyta; Magnoliopsida; Brassicales; Brassicaceae
Exons: 12
Coding region: 870-2075 (401 amino acids)
Source: RefSeq, a predicted model, not a curated record